UUACCUGAUAGACAGUGUACCAAGAUAAUAAAGAAGAGAAGUCUGAUGGGAACAAGGAGAGGCUCUGGGGACUGGGCUAGGUUUCGGUUGCGCAUAGCUGUGCUCUCAGAAAAAGUGAUUGCAGAAGCUCUGAGGAUCACCCUGUACCAAAGAGUUUUCCUGAUCUGCAGAGAUACACCGUAUGGGAGCUGCAAAUGCUUUUCAGUAUCUACUACGAAGAAAAGUAUUGUGCUAAUUAAUCAGCUGUGGAGUGCUGCAUUGAAGACCCAGCAAUCUGGCGAGCAAGAUAUGUGCUAA
Pelobates cultripes (western spadefoot toad) is the source of this 297-nucleotide messenger RNA. The record is from the annotation of a GenBank genome assembly. NCBI's taxonomy places the organism in Eukaryota, Metazoa, Chordata, Amphibia, Anura, Pelobatidae.